Hyalella azteca is the source of this 1496-nucleotide messenger RNA. RefSeq lists its product as uncharacterized. The transcript is spliced from 5 exons. NCBI's taxonomy places the organism in Eukaryota, Metazoa, Arthropoda, Malacostraca, Amphipoda, Hyalellidae. The coding region runs from base 239 to 790 and encodes 183 amino acids. The record is from RefSeq and is a predicted model, not a curated record.
AUUCUAUUAAAUUGGACGUGUACGAAACUCGUUUAAACCGAUACUGUAUCAGAGCACAGCUGGUGCUUGCUGCCUUGAGAUAUUUAGUUCUACCAGGGCGAGAUUGAGUUUUGCCACGUGAGAUUGAGCACAUCUCCAAAGUUCUUAUCAUUUACAGUGAAACAUUCUACAGUUCCUUUACACCUAACAUAACUGUUGACUUCUACAUCAUUUUUAAUUCGUGAUCUACAUAAAAAUCAUGGAGGCUGCUUUUUCUCAAUUGAGAUCUGAAGCGACAUCAAAGGAUCUGCGAACAUGCAUAGAGACCAUGGUGAAAAUUUAUAGGAACAUUCUCUCCCAACCUACUAACACAGAAUACAGAUCAUUGAGAACAAGCAGUUCAAAAUUUAACCAUCUUGUGUGGAGAUUCAAAGGAGCACAAACCUUCAUGCUGACUAAUGGAUGGAGGGAAGAUGGUGACAGAAUUGUUAUGGAUUCUGAGGUGGAUUUUGGAGCAGCUCUUGACUAUUUGAUUGAAAACAGAGCUGUAAAGCCCAGUGCAGAUGAGUGGGUAGCAGAUACAAAGCAAAUCAUUGUGAACCCCGAGAAAGAGAGGGAAGAUAAGCUUAGAGAGGAAGCCUUCAAGCAGAAAGAGAAGCAGAUGAUUGAGCUGAAAAAGAGCAUGAAGGAGGAUCGAGACAUCGCUGCUGCCAUCAAGGCAGAGCACCGCAAUGAUCUCAGCAAACGCAGGGUGCACAAAGCACAGAAGGCAGUGCCGCUUCCCAGCGAAAGAUUGAAUUCUCGUGUUUAGCCUCAUAAUUCUCAGUUUCAUUUACUGUAUUUUAUGUUAAAUUGCCUGGGUUUGGUGCAUAGUAUUUUCUAGAAUUAGCAGGUUAUUGAUAGUUGUUCAUAAUUUGUUUGAUAACUACCUAUGACAUUGUGGACUGGAAGUCUUUGAACAUAUCUUUAGUUUCCACUUUUUUAAUUCAUAAAAUUUUGCUGAUUUCUUCUCUUGAAUUCUUUUGGAAUAGUUAUUAUCUGACAUUCAGAAUAGUGCAAAUACUUUUUCUCACUCAAUUUAUACACAAAUUCCUUUAUAGUGAAAGUUACAAGUAUUUGAAACUCUAAUGUGAGGUAUUAAAAAUUUGAUUAGGACUUUACUGAGUAUUUUAUGAAUUCUGUAAUACUAUAGGAAAUUCCUACAUUAGUUGCAUGCUUUGUUGAUAUUAUUUAGGGAUUAAUUUACAGUAAUGCUCUCACUAUACUCAUUUCUUAGCGUUUAGUUGUUGAUUUACAGUAAUACUCAUUAUUCAUAUUAUUCAUUCCUUAUCGUGUAAUUGUUAAUUCAAAGUAAUACGGUUAGCAUGUAAUGAUCUUAAUUUAUUUAGUUUCUGUAAAAGACGUUAACUCUAUGUAAUGAUUGAGGAAAAUUUCCUUUACUAGUACUUCUUCUUACCUACGUUAAUUUCAACCACUUACAUGACCAAUGUUGGAGCAAUAAAUUUUCUGCCACCGAU